CUCGUUGUGGCGACGGCCAGCCGAGGACGCAGGAGACAGGUGGGGAGUGCCUGCGCCGGCGUGCGCCAGCGUUUAGAGGGCGCUCCGCGCGCUGUAGUGCGUGCUUCCCGCCAUUCAGCAAGGCAGCAGGACGGACGACCGGGAACUGACGCGCCACUGGGGCUGCCACCGCAGCGGCAUGUCUCGAAUCCAAAAAUACCUCGCCGCCUCGGUCGGUCCUAGCGCUGGUAUUUAUGGAUCCCUUCUGCGAAGGCUUACUGCGCCCACAGAGCCCCGGGCUGCCUCGCUUUUCUUCCCGGGCUGCAUGCACGCGAAAUGCGGCUGGCUUUCUCUUAGCCGCAGCGGCGGCAUGCUCCGGUCCUCGGCAAUGGGCUCCGUCGCGGUGCUGCAGCUUCCAGCACGUGAUCGUCGAUCGUCGUCGGCCGUAUUAUGAUGUGAACGUGACGCGGCGGAACAAUGAGUGCCGGGGAGUGUCCCGGAUUCGUGCCCCACUUCGCCAAGGCCUCGAGGUGCAAGCGCUGCUUCCGCGAUGUCUCCGAGCAUGGCAAGCCAACCGCAGCGGCCCCCGCAACUGCCGCCAAAACGACGACGAACGAACGUCAGCCGGGGAAGCUUCCCGGCCAGAACCGCAGGGACAGCUGUCCAAGCCCCCAAAAUACACGUGUUGCUGCCGGCUCGUCGCCUUCGCCGGCGAGCCCCGCGCCAGCUGCUGGACAGCCGAAGGCCGCCAAGUCGCCCACAGCGGCAACCGCUGCGAACGCCACGCAAGAAGAAGAGGCGAAGGCUGUCGUGAGGCGCAGACGGACCGCGGAAGACAGUGAGGACGCCGAGGAAGAAGUCACCAGCGUCAAGCUCAGGAGGCGCCGUCCGCACUCCGCCGAGAUCGGCGACGAGACGGCAACGAACGGCCGCUCUCGGAGCUCCGCCGAUUCGUCGCGGCUGCAAGUGAGCAAAAGCGACUCGGAGUCUCAGAGCAGCGAUACCGAAACGCAGCAGCAGCAGCAGCAGCAGCAGCCGCAGAAGCGACGCCCUUCUUCGUACGGCGCGAAAGAACGCAGGCGAAGUCAGCGCAUCAAGAUCGUGGAGGCGCAAGAAGUGGAGAAGGGCCCGUCUCCCUCGUUGCCCUCGGACUCCGCAACGGUCGCGUCGCCGUCGGCGGACGUGGAGUUCAUCCUGAAGGUGAAGACCACCGCCAGUCAGCAAAAGGAGGAACGCGAUGACGACGACGAUGAUGGGAGCUUGGCGCUUACGGAGACGACCGAAACUACAGACACCACGCUGGCAUACUACGACAGUUACGAAGACAUGGAGAACACCGUGGCCAAACUCAAGAGCCAGCUCGCGGCGGCCGAAGACAAGGUCCAGAGGCUCGAGAAGGAGAAGCUCGAGAUGCAGAAGAGGCGGUCGGAGGUGACCGAUACCGACAAGAAGACGCUCGAGAAAACGGCAUCCGAGAUAUUGAAGCUGAGGUCUAAGAUCAACGAGCUCGAGACCAUUAACGAAGAACUAAAAGACGACAAUAAGUGUCUCAAGCUUGAGGUGAAGGAACUUCAGCAGGAAGUGGACAAGCGGGACUUGGAGGAAGACGUUAAGAAGGAGGCCGAAGCGUUGAAAGUGAAACUUCAGCAGGCCGAGACGCUGUGUGAAGAGCUGAUGGAAGAGAACGAAGAGAUCAAGAAAGAGGUGCAGGACCUCGAAGAGCAGCUCGAAGAACUGCAGGAUUCGUACCGCGAAGACCAGCAGAGCGAAUACCAGGACCUGAAGAAGGAACUCGAAUCGACGUCGAAAAACUGCCGCGUGUUGCAGUUCAAGCUGCGCAAAGCAGAGAGGCGCUGCGAACAGUUGGAACUCGAGAAGGGACAGCUGGACGACAAGGUGUCGGAGCUCCAGAAGACAGCGCAAAUCGAAGUCGACAAGACGAGAAUGAAAGUGCUUGAAGACGAGCUCCACGUUGCGAACGAGCUCUCUGUUAAGCUUGCCACGGAACUGGAAGUGUUCAAGGAUGCGAAAACUAAGCUCGAAAUGGACAAUGCCGCUCUCAAGAAACAAAUGAGCAGCGGGGCCAAAGGUGUUACUGUGAGCCAAGCUUCGAAGAGCAAGGAGGCCGUGAUGGGCAAGGACUACGAGACGAUGUGCAAGGACCUGUACGACUCGAUGGAACGCGAGACCGACCUGCGGGAACAACUGCGGUUCGCCGAGGAGGAGAACAAGACGAUGCGGCGCAAGCUGAACAACAUCGAGCAGGAGAACGAGACGCUGAUGCUGCAGAUCCGCAAGCUGAGCGGCAAGCGCGACAGCCUGCCGGACAACAGCGACAGCGACGAGGAGGUGUCGCUCGAGGAGCUGCGCAUGCAGUACGAGCUGCAGGAGCAGGAGACGAGCGUGCUGCGACGCAAGGUCGAGGAGAAGGAGCAGCAGAUCGAGGGCCUCGAGAAGGAGGUCAAGUACCUUCAGGAGAAGCUGGUGAGCCAACCGUUCACAAAGGUGGAGCUGCCGGCGCCCCCGAAGAACGAGGCAGACGUGGACGUGUACCACCGACAGAAAGCCAAGCUCCUGGAGUACGAGGCUCGGGAGCUGCGUCAGAAGCUGAUAGAGAAGGAGCGGGAGAACGAGAGGCUGCAGACGGAGAUCGAGGUGCACCGGCGGAAGGCCUCUAAGGUCAUCGUGCGCAGCCGGUCGCUGGACAGUGAACUACAGGUGGACCUGAAGCGGCAACUGCAGCUGGUGGAGCAGGAGGCCAACAUUCUUCGUCAGAAGGCGCAGGACCUGGAGACCGAGAACGACAAGCUCAUGGCCGAAAACAAGCGUUGCCAGCUGCGGCUGAGCAGGAAGCCGCCGCCUGGCCCCCAGGAACUGCUCCAGCUGGACAACAUGGAACUCAAGGAGAAGCUGGCCGACGCUGAGCGCAAGCUCAAAGUGCUCAAGGAAGAACUCGAGAAGGUCGCAGCAGGAGCCGCUCCGUCAGCCGUGGUGAUCCAGGAGUACGCGCCCAAGAAGGAAAAGCCGAGCGACAUCGAGAACGACCUGAUCGCCGGCCUGAAGAAGAAGGUUCGCGCCAAGGAGGAAGAGACGUCGGCCCUACAAACCAAGAUUGUCCAGCUGGAAGUGGAGAACAGCCGCGUGAACCGCGAGUUCAAAAAGCUCAAGGAUGCGCUCAACUACAAGAAGAGGGCGCCGCGAGCCGUCAGGGAGACAGCCACUCGUGGGGAGCUGAAGGACAUCAUCCGGGACCUGGAGGACGAGAUCAGUGAGCUGUAUGUCACGCUAAGGAGCAGGGAGGUGACGCAAGAAGGCAUGGCUGAAGAGGUCGAGUCGGCCAAGAAGGCGCUGGAGGAGGCGCAGCUCAAGGCCAAACAACAAGAAGCCAAGAUGGCGUCCGAGCUCGAGUGCCUGAAGCAAAAGGUGGACAAGCAGCAAGAAGAUGUGCAGAAGGAACGGAAGAAAGCAGACGCGUUCAAGAAGCAGCUCGAGAGCAUGAUGAAGGGCUCCGCGGGCGGCCCUGCCGUCGCCGCCGACGUCAUCGAGAAGGUCGCCUCGCUGCAGGUCUCGAAGAGAAACGCGGCUAAGAAGCAGAAGGAGCUCGAGCAGAAGCUCACCCAAGAGCAGAACAAAUACAAAGAGCUCGAGCAGCGAAUGGGCGUCAUGUCCAAGCUGAACGAGAGCCUCGCGGCUAGCGUCAAGCUGCUCGAGUCCAAGGGCAAAGAGCUAGAGGAAGAGCUUGAGAAGCGCAAGAAAGCUCUGCAGAGCGCAGAGACUCAGGCCAAGUUGCUCAAAGGGAAGCUAGAAUCUACAGAAAGUGGCUACACGCAGCUCAAGAAAGAAUGCAGCAAUCUCCGUGCUGAGUUGCAGGAAGCCAAAUCCAAGGAUGUCAAUGCGUCAACUACAUCGCCGGCUCAAGCCGGUAUCACGUGGACCAAAGAACGGGAGGAGUUGAAGCGAAAGCUGGAAGACAUGAGGCAAACGCUGGACGUUAUGACUCGGAAAGAGAUCGAGAAGGAGAAACAAUUCCAAGAAAAAGAAAAUAGGCUCAAGCAAGAGCACGAGAAAAAACUGGAGAAGAAACUGAAGGAGGUGCGUGAGUUUCUGCAGGCAGAAGUCAGGACCCUCCAAGAGGAGCACGCUUCCAUGAAGAACCGUCUCAACGAAACGAUUGACAAGUUUGAAAAGAAAGAGAACGAACUGAAGACGGUGUCGGACAAGCUUCGCCAGCUGAGCAACAGCCAGCGGCGCGAGAGAGAUGACUGGCAGCACAAGAUGGAGGACCUGGAGGAGAAGCUUCGCACAGAGCUGCGCAAGCGCGAGCGCAUGGAGCGUGAGCACGAGCUCGAGUCCAAGUCCAAGGCCGAGGACGUGCUCGCCGCCCAGAACAGGGUGGUCCAACUGGAGAGAGAGCACCGGCGUCUCGUCGCCAAACUGCAAGAGAUGGAACAAGAGCACGCCGAGCAGCGCAAGCAGAUGGAGAAGGAUGCGGCGAAGGAGCGCGAAGAGUACGACGACCUGACCACGCGCUACGAGGUGCUCGAGGAGGAGUUCCUCACCAUGAAGAACAACCUGACCCUCGAGAAAGGCCAGUUGGACGCCGCGCUCAAGCAGCUGCGCAAGGAGCACGAGCGCAUCAGCGCCGAGCUGCGCUCCGUCAAGGAGACGCUCAACGCCAGGCAGGAGCUGUACACCCGGGAGAAGACCGAGUUCCAGAAUUUGAUACGCGAAUUGGAGGCGAGGGUGACCCGCCUGAAAGACAUCGAGGCCGAGAGGAAUCGGAUGCGUUCCAAUCUGAACGAGAGAGACGCCAUCAUAGAAGAGCUGAAGAAAACGGACAGGUGUUUUCGAGAGGAGAAAGAAAAGCUUCGGAGAAAGAACGAAGAGCUGAUGAAGAGGGUGGCCGAGCUGGAGCGUUCCGAGAGGCACCUUCGCACGCUGACCGUGGGCGGCGCCAAGACGGACGCGCCGCAGCCGCCCAUGCCACCGCAGAAUCAGCAACUGUCUCAGCAACAGCAGCAGGAACUGCGCGCCCGGCUCGAGCACUCGGGCCACGUGCACAAGGCGGAGCAGGCGGCGCUCAGGGCCGACUUCGAGGGCCGCGUCAACUUCAUGGCGGCCGAGCUGCAGGCCCUGCAGGCCCAGGUGGCGUCGCUGGCACGCGAGAGGGACCAGUGCCGUGAGAAGCUGGACGAGGCCGCCCGAGAGAUGGAGCAGCUGCGCGCCAACUCGGCGCGCAAGGAGCGCUCCAGAGGAAAAGAGGCGUUCGAUUCGAUGCAGAAGAAAGCUGAGGAGCUGCGGGCGUAUGCUGACGACCUCAAGAACCAGUUGGAGGAGUCGCUGACGGACAACCGCAAGUUGCGUAUUCAGAUGGAAGCCGAUAAGAGUUCCUGGGAGAUACAACUCUCGAAUCUGAAAUCAAAACUUAAUCAGUACGAGGAACGCAACAUCCUGGAGGCCAGCAGAGGCUCGGCCAAGCUGUACGCCAAGACGCGGCUAGAACUCGCUUGGGAGAAGGAGCGAACCGACCUGCAGAAGGUGCUCGGUGACACGCAGGCGGCGCUGACCGACCUCAGACAGCGACUGCUCAGCGCCGAGGCGCAGCGCGAAGCCGAGCGAGAAACCGCGGAGAAAACCAUCCAGGAGCUGCGCAAGAAGGUCGAAUGGGGCCAGAACGACGUUUCCAAGGACAUCGUCGAGCUUCAGACCGAUCUGGAGGAGCUGAAGGACACGCACGGUCGGCUCAAGACCCAGUACGACCGGCUAAGGCGAGAGAAAGAACGGUUGGACAGGGAGCGCGAGGACCUCCGGCACCGGGCGGCGGCCACGCUGGACGUGCAGGCGCUCGUCACCGACCUGGUCGAGGACGUCAACAGGAUGGGCGACCUGGUCAAGCUCGAGGGCAUCUUCGCCGCCGACCAAGGGAAGGCCAAGGCAGCCCAGAGACCUCUGCGCACGGGCUCCACUCCCAAGGACGAUCUCGUCUCUCUGGUUCAGAAGGUUGCUCAAAGGACAGAGCGCCUGCGAGAAGUUUCCAAGCCUGUCAGGGAUGAGGACAUGAUCAGGCGCACCACAUCAUUCCGAAGGGCACUGUCGGCGACGGACAUGGCGAAUCAGGGCGGCCUGAUGCCCGGCAUGGCGCCCGUGAUCCGCGCCCCGCCGCGCACUCGCGGUGGCAUGCACUCGAAGACCAUGUCGCUGGGCCAGGGCAUGGCGGCGGCCGAUCUCAGGAUAUGGGGCUCCGGCGACAGCCUGGUGUACACCCCGUACGGCUCGCAGAACAGCCUCAGGGGAGGCCGCACGGGCUACGACUCGGACGCCUCGGUCGUCUCCGAGCCGCCCAGGCACUGGCGAUACAGCAGGCCCGCAGUGCGAGUUGAAUCAGAGAACGAAUCCAGCAAUCCAGGGAGCACGGAAGACGUCACAACAGCAACAAAGCACCGCAAGACGCUCAAGGAGCGCCUAAAGCUGCUGAAGAAGCCAUCAACUCACGAGCCAAAGCAGGACUCCGACAAAGAAGACAAGAGCGGCACCCUGAGGGCACGGCUGACCAAGCCGUUCCGCUCGAGAAGCAAGGAGAAGAUUGACACGCCAUCGCCGAGCGCGUCCGAAAGGAGGCCCGUGCUCGCGCAGCAGAAGCUCGAGCCGGUCCAGGAAAGGGCGCCCGUAGAGCGUUCAAACUCCCUAUCGGCCAAGAAGGACAAAGGGAGUAAAAAGUCGCUCCUGGGACGCCUCACUUCGAAGGAGAGCCCGGCCAAGACGACGACGACGACGGCGGAAUCGCCAAACUCCAAGCCGCCGGCAACGCCGGUCAGGAACCGCAAGGGCUCGUUCAACGAGACACCCGUCUAAGGAACGUCGCUUCUGCUGCUGCUGCCGCCGUUGUUAGUGCUGCUGUUCCCGCGGCACUGCGAAUGCGUCCACUAACGAAGAGAUGCCAAAGAACCGUUUUCCACAAUCUCGCUCCUGUAACGAACUUUUCCUAUUUUUGUGCCUACGGGAGGGAGAAAAAAAAAGAAGCAAAACGCUGGGCAUGUUUAUACACAGUUCCGUGAUUUUCAUACGUCAAUCAUUUUUGUGGUGUUCCCUGUAGUCAUUGUCCUUCUGCGUCCCCUUCGUACACAGUUUGUUGUUCUCGUAACUGCGGGGAAAAAAAUGAAAACAAUGGGUGUGAUCUGUUAUGAAAUAGAGCAUUUUUUCCCUUGUUC
Dermacentor silvarum is the source of this 7187-nucleotide messenger RNA. RefSeq names its product trichohyalin-like. Lineage: Eukaryota; Metazoa; Arthropoda; Arachnida; Ixodida; Ixodidae. The record is from RefSeq and is a predicted model, not a curated record.